GCGGUUGGCAUCAUGGAAGCCGCGGGGCUGGCCGUGAUUCUGGGGUUCCUACUCCUGGCUGGGGGCUCUGUGGGUGAUGAGGCUCGGGAGGCAAAGGCCGUGCGGGAACUGGUGGUCCGGCUACUGGGACCCGGGCCGGCGGCCAAUUUCUUGGUGUCCGUGGAGCGCGCGCUGGCGGACGAGUCGGGCCUGGACACCUACAGCCUGAGCGGCGGCGGCGGGGUGCCAGUGCUUGUGCGCGGCUCCACGGGCGUGGCGGCAGCCGCGGGGCUGCACCGCUACCUGCGUGACUUCUGUGGCUGUCAGGUGGCCUGGUCCAGCGCUCAGCUGCACCUGCCGUGGCCGCUGCCCGCUGUGCCCGACGGGCUGACCGAAACCACGCCCAACAGGUACCGCUAUUACCAGAAUGUGUGCACGCACAGCUACUCCUUCGUGUGGUGGGACUGGGCCCGUUGGGAGCAAGAGAUUGACUGGAUGGCACUGAAUGGCAUCAACCUGGCUCUGGCUUGGAAUGGCCAGGAGGCCAUCUGGCAAAGGGUAUACCUGGCCUUGGGCCUGACCCAGUCAGAGAUCGAUACGUACUUCACCGGUCCUGCCUUCCUGGCCUGGGGACGCAUGGGUAACUUGCACACCUGGGAUGGCCCCCUGCCCCGUUCCUGGCACCUCAGUCAAGUCUACCUGCAGCAUCGAAUCCUGGACCGGAUGCGCUCCUUUGGCAUGAUCCCAGUGCUGCCUGCCUUCGCAGGGCAUGUCCCCAAGGCCAUCACCAGGGUGUUUCCACAGGUCAAUGUCAUCAAGUUGGGGAGCUGGGGACAUUUCAACUGCUCCUACAGCUGCUCCUUCCUUCUGGCUCCAGGAGACCCCAUGUUUCCCCUCAUCGGGAACCUCUUCCUACGGGAGCUGACCAAGGAGUUUGGCACAGAUCAUAUCUAUGGGGCUGACACCUUCAAUGAGAUGCAGCCUCCCUUCUCUGACCCCUCCUACCUCGCCGCUACCACUGCAGCCGUCUAUGAAGCCAUGGUCACUGUGGACCCUGAUGCUGUUUGGCUGCUCCAAGGCUGGCUCUUCCAGCACCAGCCCCAGUUCUGGGGCCCCUCUCAAAUCAGGGCUGUGCUGGAGGCCGUGCCCCGUGGUCGUCUCCUGGUUCUGGACCUGUUUGCUGAAAGCCAUCCUGUUUACAUGCACACAGCCUCCUUCCAUGGCCAGCCCUUCAUCUGGUGUAUGCUCCACAACUUUGGGGGCAACCAUGGCCUGUUUGGAGCCCUCGAGGAUGUGAACCGAGGCCCCCAGGCAGCUCGCCUCUUCCCUAACUCCACCAUGGUCGGCACUGGCAUAGCCCCCGAGGGCAUUGGCCAGAAUGAAGUGGUCUAUGCUCUCAUGGCUGAGCUGGGCUGGCGCAAGGACCCUGUACCAGAUUUGAUGGCCUGGGUGAGCAGCUUUGCCAUCCGCCGAUACGGGGUCUCCCAGCCUGAUGCCGUGGCAGCUUGGAAGCUCCUACUCAGAAGUGUCUACAACUGCUCUGGGGAGGCGUGCAGUGGGCACAAUCGAAGCCCGUUGGUCAAGCGGCCGUCCCUACAGAUGAGUACCGCUGUCUGGUACAACAGAUCAGAUGUGUUUGAGGCUUGGCGACUGCUGUUAACAGCUGCCCCAAACCUGACCACCAGCCCAGCCUUCCGCUAUGACCUGCUGGAUGUCACCCGCCAAGCCGUGCAGGAGUUGGUCAGCCUGUGCUAUGAGGAGGCAAGGACCGCCUACCUGAAGCAAGAGCUUGAUCUCCUGCUCAGGGCUGGAGGCCUCCUGGUCUAUAAACUCCUGCCUACACUAGAUGAGCUGCUGGCUAGCAGCAGCCACUUCUUGCUGGGUACCUGGUUGGAUCAGGCCCGGAAAGCGGCCGUAAGUGAGGCCGAGGCCCAGUUCUAUGAACAAAACAGCCGCUACCAGAUUACCCUGUGGGGGCCCGAGGGCAACAUUUUGGAUUAUGCCAAUAAGCAACUGGCAGGACUGGUGGCUGAUUACUACCAGCCUCGCUGGUGCCUCUUCUUGGGGACUCUGGCUCACAGCCUAGCCAGAGGUGUCCCCUUCCAACAGCACGAGUUUGAGAAGAACGUUUUCCCACUCGAGCAGGCUUUCGUUUACAACAAGAAGAGGUACCCCAGUCAGCCCCGAGGGGACACCGUGGACCUCUCCAAGAAGAUCUUCCUCAAAUAUCACCCCCAGCCUGACUCUUUGUGACAGAUUAGCCAUCGCAGGGACCUGCUGGAAUAGGUCCUCAAAUCCAAACAAGCCCAGAAUGCGCCCCACCCCACCCCCGGGCCUGGGAGGAGACAGGGUAUGACAGUGAGUGACAAUGAUGGCUUGGAGGGAAACAAGGUGCUUUCUUCCACUCCAGACUUGGGGCUUAAAGUACCAUUUUCUGUUAUCAAUAAAGUGCUGAAUCCA
Messenger RNA from Mus musculus (house mouse), 2439 nucleotides. RefSeq names its product alpha-N-acetylglucosaminidase (Sanfilippo disease IIIB) (gene Naglu). Gene Ontology annotation, biological process: system development. The transcript is spliced from 6 exons. NCBI's taxonomy places the organism in Eukaryota, Metazoa, Chordata, Mammalia, Rodentia, Muridae. The record is from RefSeq and is marked validated. Gene Ontology annotation, cellular component: extracellular exosome. The coding region runs from base 13 to 2232 and encodes 739 amino acids. Gene Ontology annotation, molecular function: alpha-N-acetylglucosaminidase activity.